Sinocyclocheilus anshuiensis is the source of this 1312-nucleotide messenger RNA. Its product is annotated as cardiolipin synthase (CMP-forming)-like. The record is from RefSeq and is a predicted model, not a curated record. Gene Ontology annotation, biological process: cardiolipin biosynthetic process. Gene Ontology annotation, cellular component: membrane; mitochondrion. Gene Ontology annotation, molecular function: cardiolipin synthase (CMP-forming) activity. The coding region runs from base 177 to 1238 and encodes 353 amino acids. NCBI's taxonomy places the organism in Eukaryota, Metazoa, Chordata, Actinopteri, Cypriniformes, Cyprinidae. The transcript has 7 exons.
CGUAAAUAUUUAGAUCGGAACACGGCAGGACAGGAACAUGUGGGUCGACAGAUAUGAAUGUCUCAAAUAGACAAAGAGUAAAAUGAACGAAUUAAGUUGGAAAUAUGCUGCUGGAUGCUCGGUUAGACAGUUCGGGGUUAUCUAUCAUCUAGUUUUGUUGAGAUAAAGCCGCUGACAUGUUUUUGCCGGCUUGUAGCAAGAGCUGGUUGAGCUGUGCUAAAGGACACACACACAGACUGACUGUCAGCACUGCUGCCACCUGCCACUACAGCUGCCAUGACAAAACAAAGGCAAACUUACCGCUGAAAAACACUACAUCACAGCAACAAUGGCUUCAGAGACUGAAGACCAGAUGCUGGAGCUCCUCACCUCUGAGCUGUAGACCAGAUCUGGACCUUCAUAGAGAAGUCAAUCAGAGAUCAGAACAUCUCUGCUCUGUUAUAUGUAGAGCAAAAGUAUCUAAACAUCACUGCAGGCUGCACCUGCCGCUGUCUAGCGUGUAUGGUGCAAAUGGGUUUUGUACUGAAGCGUCUAGAAAGCCAGUUUUGGAAAAAAAGUCUUCUGAAAAGGGUGAAGAUCAAGCAGCCUCUUCACCUGCAGCUAAUGAGGGACAUUUCCAGUUGAAAGAGCUGUAUGAGAAUCCAUGGACGAUCCCUAAUUACCUCUGUAUUGCCCGGAUCGUUCUGUCUCCUGUCCUGGGAUACUUAGUCAUGGAGCAGUACUUCCACGUCUCUCUGGGGCUUUUUGCACUGGCCGGAGCAACCGACUUGUUGGACGGCUACAUCGCACGUAACUGGCCCAAUCAGAAGUCGGCUCUGGGCAGCGCUCUGGAUCCAUUGGCUGAUAAGAUUCUCAUCAGUGUUCUUUACGUCAGUCUGACAUAUGCACAACUCAUCCCAGCUCCACUGACAGCACUGAUCAUUUCCAGAGAUGUAGCACUGAUUGCUGCUGUUUUCUAUGUGCGCUAUAAAACAGUUCCACCUCCAGUAACACUCAGUAAAUUCUUCAACCCGUGUUACACCACUGCUCGGCUGAAACCAACACUCAUCAGCAAGAUCAACACGGGUGUGCAGUUGUUUCUGGUGGCGGCGUCUCUGGCUGCGCCGGUGUUUCACUACACUGACAGUGUUUUACUGCAGUCACUGUGGUUCAUCACCGCUCUGACGACCGCAGCAUCCGGUUACAGCUACUAUCAUUACGGCAAAAAGACCGUUGAGGUGCUGAACAACACAAAGUAGUUGUACAGUCAUCUGAGAUUGAGCUUUGACCAAGAUAUCUGGAUAAUCAGUCUUUGUGCAGGAUGGAAAUUGAU